Messenger RNA from Lucilia sericata (common green bottle fly), 1120 nucleotides. Its product is annotated as lysoplasmalogenase-like protein TMEM86A. The coding region runs from base 146 to 880 and encodes 244 amino acids. Gene Ontology annotation, cellular component: membrane. NCBI's taxonomy places the organism in Eukaryota, Metazoa, Arthropoda, Insecta, Diptera, Calliphoridae. The record is from RefSeq and is a predicted model, not a curated record. The transcript has 6 exons.
CAAUACAUCAACUAAUUACCAACACUCAGUUGUUUGUAGUCAAUUAAGCGUAUCGGUCGGUUGUCUGCUUUUAAGUGUUACUUUUUAUUUGCCUUGCACGCAUCGCUUUUCAAUUCUAAAAGAGGCUGUCCACAGAAGCUUUAAAAUGACGGAUGUCAAACAAUUUUUAAAAAGCCAGGGUCCAAAAUUAAUACCAUUUUUUGUAUUUGUGAUUAUAUAUUUUGUUUUUGUACGAGAUCCACAUGGUGAAUUAUGGACAACUCUAUUGAAAUGUGCACCAAUCUUCUGCUUAAUGUUGUACAUUAUUUUAAAGGGCAUUAAUUUAACCAAAGACUAUAGAUAUUCGCAGAUUAUUUUAUUAGGCUUGGUAUUUUCGAGUGGCGGUGAUGCGCUUCUAAACAUAGAUCUCUUCCCUCAUGGCAUGGGUUCAUUUGCCUUGGCUCAAAUCUGCUAUAUAUUUGCUUUUGGUUUUAAACCAUUAAAAUGGUUGAUAGCAGUACCUUUGUAUUUGGCAGGCGCAGCUUUGGUGGCCAUUGUUUUUAAGGAUCUAGAUGAGAUUUUAGUUAUUGGUCUUCCUGUUUAUGUUUUCCUAUUGUUGACAAUGUGCUGGCGUUCUUUGGCCCGUGCUGUUGACAGUAAAUGUUUCCUUUACAUUUUCUGUGCCGUUGGCAGUGUGUUCUUUGUCAUCUCUGAUGGUUUGAUUGGUGUCGAUAUGUUCCUAAUUAAAGUUCCACAUGCUAGAAUUUGGAUUAUGUCCACUUAUUAUUUGGCUCAGUUUGCCAUUGCUUUGAGUACCGCCAUUGAGUUGGCCAAGAAGAAAUCACCAAAAAACUUGAAGGGGCGCCAGAUGAGCGCCCGCCAGCAUGUGAAAACUAAAUAAAGACUGAAACUGUUUAUGAACACAUAUCUACACAACUUCCUAUUAGUAAUCACAAACCAAAUUGUUCAAUGUCUUAUCCACCAGUUGUAACCGAAGUACUUCCAUUUGUUAAAUAUAUCUGAAUUAAUUAAAUGCAUUUAUUGAAGUAUUCAUUGUAUCUCUAUAACUAAACUUGAAUGUUAAUCCUAUAUAUAGUUAAUUAAAUAAAAAACGAUGUAGAUAAUAAAUUUUAUAUAAAAA